Nymphaea colorata (pocket water lily) is the source of this 1547-nucleotide messenger RNA. RefSeq lists its product as uncharacterized. The record is from RefSeq and is a predicted model, not a curated record. The coding region runs from base 328 to 1446 and encodes 372 amino acids. Gene Ontology annotation, molecular function: sulfotransferase activity. Lineage: Eukaryota; Viridiplantae; Streptophyta; Magnoliopsida; Nymphaeales; Nymphaeaceae. The transcript has 6 exons.
UCUCGCAACGUGUAGGCAAAUUCGAAAAAGGCGGCAAGAAUGAAGACCCACGGAAGUAGCAGAGCAGGGGAGGCGGAGAUGGAGUCAUUUUAAUGAUGGAGGUGGAGAUAGAUGCGUUCGAGAGCGGAGGUACACGAGAACUCAUGCCCCCCACCACCCGCUCCGACGCUCUCCUCCCCACUUCUCUUUCUCACAUGGACAGCUUCUCCGCCAUCACCAUCGCCAUUAACACUCUUCUCAACGCGCACGACUCUCUGUUUAUAACUUUAUACUUCCUGGAUUUUCCCGUUGAGAUCGCCUGCUUUCUGUGAAGAUGCUGUUAGUCCCAUGUUCCGGAAUCCGCUUACUGGAGAAGAAGGCCGUCUCCGAUUUCCUGAACAAGGGGAGUUGAGUUCUCACAACAUGACGGACGAUCUUCUCAAGGAUGUACUUGGUGUGAAAACGUUCAAGAAGUCACAGUUCGUGAUGAGGACACUCCUUAUUUUUGCUUUUGUCUUUGGAGCUUAUAUCUGCUUCGUGUGUCUGAAGCAAAUAAGUCCUCAUGCAGAUCCUAGUUAUAAUCUAGCAACGGUUCAGGUGUUCAGAAGGCACCACUGUAACGCUUCUGGAUUUGAUCCCAAGGAGAGAGCUUAUUUGCACUACCCAAAGCCAAAAAAUUUCAGCAGGGGAGAAUGCCUUUGCAAUCCUGUCCGUUUCUUUGCAAUUCUGUCAAUGCAAAGAUCUGGAAGUGGAUGGUUUGAAACUUUACUGAAUAGCCAUCUCAAUAUCAGCUCUAAUGGGGAGAUAUUUUCUUCAUUUCCAAGGCGUAGCAAUGUUUCAUCAGUUUUUAUGACAUUAGAUCAGGUUUACAAUCUUGACUGGUAUAGUAGUGCAGCCAAAAACUCAUGCUCAGCUGCGGUUGGUCUCAAGUGGAUGCUGAAUCAGGUGAGAAAGUUUUGGUUGCUUGCGGGCUUAAUGAAGUAUCAUGAGGAAAUCGUUUCAUACUUCAAUCGAAGACAGGUUUCAGUGAUAUUCCUCUUCCGGAAAAACCUUCUGCAUAGAAUGGUGUCGGUUCUUGCAAAUACUUACGACCAAAGUGCAAAGCAGAUCAAUGGCACGCAUAGAUCCCACGUGCAUUCACAGAUAGAGGCAGACCUUCUGUCAAAAUACAAGCCCAGCAUAAAUUCAACUCUACUAUUGACCCAUCUACAGCAGACGGAGGAGACGGCUGCUGAAGCUUUGAAGUACUUUAAGAGCACCCGCCAUAUUAUCCUGUACUACGAGGACAUUGUCAGCAACCAAACGAGGCUGAUCGAUGUACAGGAGUUCCUUGGAGUGCCAGUAAUGAACCUUACUAGCCGCCAGGUCAAGAUCCACACCAGGCCCCUCUCUCAUCAGGUUGAGAACUGGAGCGAUGUGUAUAACACCCUCAAAGGGACUCGCUACCAAGAUUUUCUUGAGCAGUGAAAAAGUGUACAUAACCACCGUCUUUUCUUUAUCGAGAUCCAAUUUGCCUGACCAGUCCUAUUCGUUCUGCAGAACGAAGCAACGAAAGUUCUGGCCAUCAC